AUGUCGUCUGUCGAGCGCCACCACCCGUGGACGUGGGCCACGAUCAAGCUGCGCAUCUUUGCGUUCCUCUUCCGAUGCCUCGUCUUUCCAAAGCGAAUCCACAACUACCGCAGCCGUAGGGCGGGACCCGGGGUCGAAUUUGAGACCCUCUACGUACCCUCGCGGGACGAUGGCCGCACCAUCACCGUGGACCUGUACAAGCCAGAGGGCUCGGGCGCAAAGAAGCUGCCCGUGCAUAUCAACUGGCACGGAUCCGGCUUUCUGCUGCCGAGCCAUGGAGAGGACGUCGACUUCGUCAAGCAAGGCGUUCUCAAGACCGGAGCAGCGUUCGCCGAUGCCAACUACCGCAAGGCGCCCGCUCACCCCUUUCCGGCGCAGUCGAACGACGCCGAAGAUGUCGUCGCCUACUUCCUCUCCAAGCCCGAGGUCUACGACGUGAGCAAGGUCACCGUCGGUGGCUUCAGCGCCGGAGGCAGUCUAGCCCUCGGUGUAGCCACUCGAUUCGGCCCCUCGCGCAUCCGGGCUGCGGCGUGCAUUUACCCGCCGUGCGACUUCACGGUCCCGAUCGGCACCUCGCCCGUCGCAUGUCCCAAGCCACGGUCCGGCUUCCCGCUCCCGCCGUGGAUGAGCCGGCUGUUCAACGCGUGCUACAUCCUUCCGGGCACCGACCGCGCCGACCCGCGCCUCAGCCCCAUCAAGGCCGCCGCCUCCGACUUCCCCGACACCGUCUUUAUCGCCUGCGGCAACGGCGAUACGCUCUACGACGGCGGCAAGAGGACGAUCGAGAAGCUCCAGAGGGACGGCCACAAGCGCGCAGAGUUUAUGCACAUCGAAAACGAGGGACACGGCUUUGACAAGAUGGCGCGCCAUCCCGAGUCGAAGCGCAACAAGCAGCAGAUGUACGAUCGGCUCUACCAGGUCAUCCAGGAGAGCUGGUAG
Messenger RNA from Pseudozyma flocculosa PF-1, 939 nucleotides. RefSeq lists its product as uncharacterized. Gene Ontology annotation, molecular function: hydrolase activity. Bases 1 to 939 code for a protein of 312 amino acids. The transcript is spliced from 4 exons. Lineage: Eukaryota; Fungi; Basidiomycota; Ustilaginomycetes; Ustilaginales; Ustilaginaceae. The record is from RefSeq and is a predicted model, not a curated record.